AUGUCGCAAGGACAAGCAGUUCCGUUUGCUGGGAAAUGGCACCAUUUUACAGUCAGGACUGAUGGAGAAAAGGUGGUUCCAGAACCACAUGGUGACGCCGAACACACAGAAACCUGGGAAUCGGAGGUGAUGAUCCCUUUCGCAGUGGCAAGAACAGUUUACGCUUUCGGUGGACCCCUGCCAGACCAAUCAUCACUUUCGAGUAAAAUGAACAAGGUAUUUCCCUGCUACCCAACUUGCGAACCUAGGAUUUUUGAUAGUGAGCCUUACAACUUUAAUUGUUUAAGCAAACCCCACAAACUCUUUCGAUCCGCCCCGUCAAUAGCCCAUAGGGAUUACCUACCUUGGCUUGAUCGAGUCGAACAAGCGUAUGAGGAUUUCUGGAAGACAUAUGGCAUCUUUGAUUUGAUACAAUUCUCUCGAUCUGGUCCUGAAUAUCGACCAGAAAUGCUGAUAGCAGCUAUGCACUUUUUCGAGUCUUCUACCAACACCUUUCAAUUUAAAUGUGGUAUGAUGACCCCCACUCUCUUAGAUGUAGCCGCCCUCACAGGCCUUAGGCCUAGCGGAGAAACUUAUGACCCCACUAAUUCUAGUGACAAUAUCAAGCUAGUAUAUAAGGAGAAUACCUUUUCCAAAUAUAUAGCUGAACACAAAGGACCCGUCGAAGAGGAGGUUUCUGAUGAAGAGCACGUAGCCUUCUUAACCCUGUGGCUAUCCCACUAUGUCUUCUGCACGAAAUCCUUGCAAGUAGCCAAAAGAUUUAUUCCAAUGGCAUUACAAAUUCAUGAAGGUCGGAACUUUGGAUUUGGACGCCUCUUGUUAGCAGUGCUAUACGAAUCGCUUGGUGAGGCAUGCGAUGAUCUGAAGAAAUCGAAGGAUGGGUCUUCCUUCUUAGUGUCCGGGCCUAUGUGGCUUCUCCAAUUGUGGCUUAAUGCCACUUUCGAACAAGAAAUGGGAUUAAUAAUCCCACAAGAUUAUGCUGAAGAAGUUGCAAAUCGCUCGAUCGAAGGCCAGAGAGCACUUCGAUUAACACCCAAGACCUUAGAUCAAAACCCACAAAAGUUGUUCCUAAAGUACAUGAGGAUUUUUCUGAGCUUUGACAAGUUUCUUCCCCAACAUGCUCCAUUCAUUAGUCGAGAGGUUGGCCCGGCCUGGUUCACUGACUAUUUUCCUGCUGUCGAUCCGGACAAUGAAGAAGAAGUGAACGAAAUAUGGUCAUUUUACUUGAAUCCACAGAUCCUGUCUUGUCGUACAGGUGUUCAAUCGAACUAUUUAGGCCUGGUUGGAUACCAGCCUAAUUUGGUUUCAAGACAAUUUGGCCUCUCGCAAAUCCUUCCUAAAAGCUUGUUCGAAGAUCCUCGAGACGUCAUAAGAGGGGCCAAUCUUUCGGAAAAGACUUUCAAGAAGUUUUUGAAGAUUUCUCUUGAUGAAAACUAUAACCUACAUCCUUUUGAGUUCAACCAUUCCCACUUCUGCACCAUGGGGUUUGUUACCUGGUGGGAGAAAUAUUAUUCGACCCGUUCAGUUGGAGACACUACUAUCAUGAUCUCCAGACUUGAGAGUGGUUUUACACAACCAACGGUCGAGAAUAUCCGCUCAAACCUUCAAGCUCGAGGCAAAACAAUCAUGACGAAAAAAAGUGCUGAAACAUCUCGAGCUGAUGUGAGACCCAAGAAACCCACUGGGGUGAAGAUCCAAGAAGGGAAACAAGAAGAGAAGAGUCAAAAGAAAGAUGAUAGCAUUGAUACUACCACGACUUCAAAACGCUCGAAGCAUGCGGUCGUCGAAUUAGACGAAGAGAAAGAUGAAGAAGAGGAAAGACCUCUUAUAAGAAAAAGAAAGUUACCUGCGACUUCGACCAAGUCUGCUGAACAAACAGAAGUAGGCAAUUCCCAGGCUCAAAUGCCUAAGAAGAAAAAGAAAGUGAAGCAGGUCGAACCUGAACCUUCUGUGGCUGUUGAGGGUGGUGAGCCAAUCAAGAAGAAAAAGAAAAAGACCAAGCCUUCAAAAGAACAAGGUGACAAUCAACCUGUUGACGUCCAACCACCUUCGACCGAUAUUGACGGCACUGAAGUAGAGGCUACUCCUUCUAUUGCUGAGAUGGGCAACCCUGUCGAUCAACCGGACUCACCACAAGAACAAACUGCCGUCGAGGUACAACAAAAUGUUUCUGUAAACGAAAUACCCUCACAUGCUCGAACAUCUCCCGUUCCUGAGACGGAUGCAGUGAAUGUUGAGGAACAGGGUGAAGGUCAAGGCAUUAGAUCCAGCAGUCCUCAUGGAUCGAGUCAGAAAAGUUCAUCCGAAGAAAACUUUUCCGAUGAAGAGGCCAUACAAGAGGCUGAAGCUGGAGGUUCGGACAUUUACCCGGCGUCUUCAACAUCUAAGCUUUCCGCUAGCAUAGGGAUCGCAGAAGAUACAUUCAUUCAAAUGCAAGACGAAGACCCUGCUGCAGCCCUUCGACUCCUGCUGAACACAAGUCAAACCAACACCUCAAGUGAAAAGAUUCCUGGUGCUUCGUCCUCAUCUGAUGCCGAAAUAAACUCUUCAAAAUUGCACAACCCCCUUACCUCUGAUGAGAUUCUAGGCAAAGUUAUCCAAAUCGAGGCCAUCAUUGACCAAUUUGCAAGUACUGUGCAGAAAAAACGCGAAAAUGGCGCCAGACUGGAUGCCCAGAAACAGGCACAUAUCCUUCUGCUCGAGAAAGCCCGAGCUGCUCAACAUGAAGUCGAACGUCUCACCAAAGAGGCGAAAGAAGGAUCUUCUGAGAUCAAAGCCUGUGAUGAUAACAUCUCCUCCUGGGAGGCAACUAUUACGGAUUUGCUGUCUCAGGUCGAUGAUCUAAGGCAAAAAAUUGUGACAGAGCAGGCCAAACGCAAGGAACUCCAGGAGAAGGCCGCUAACUCGAUUCAGAAACUGGUUGCUGAAAAAGGGAGGGAAGGCCUGAAGGCCUUUAGCGCAUCUCAAGCUGUAGCAGAUGAGGCGAGAGUUAUGGAGAGUGCUGACCAGGUCUUAACUAAAGAGAUGGCCACCUUGAAGAAACUAUAUGAGGACUUGGUCAUGCAUUAG
This is a messenger RNA of Glycine soja, 3069 nucleotides long. RefSeq lists its product as uncharacterized. Gene Ontology annotation, biological process: meristem maintenance; meristem development. The transcript is spliced from 6 exons. Bases 1 to 3069 code for a protein of 1022 amino acids. NCBI's taxonomy places the organism in Eukaryota, Viridiplantae, Streptophyta, Magnoliopsida, Fabales, Fabaceae. The record is from RefSeq and is a predicted model, not a curated record.